AUGGUGCAAUUUAUCGCCGAAAAAAUCGAGGAACAAGCAAUAACGACUAACGGAAACGCUCCCUUCAAGGUCUUGGACUUGGGAACUGGAAACGGACAUCUUUUAUUUGCUUUAGGCGAUGAACUAGAAGAACUCGAUGUCAAUGCUGAAUACACGGGAAUCGAUUAUUCGGCAGAUUCUGUUCAGUUUGCCCACCAUAUUGCUCAGGAAAAGUAUUCUCUGCGCCAAUUCACUUUCCAGCGAGUAGAUCUCUUGUCAGAUGAUGCUUUUUUGUCAGAAAAAUUCGAUAUUCUUUUGGAUAAAGGCACCUUGGAUGCUAUAGCAUUGAACCAGGAACCACUUCCACAAUUUGAUGGUCGUAUAGGAAUGCAGGUGUACUCGUCGCAGAUUGAAAAACUUAUGCAUUCCGACUCAAUCUUCUUAAUAACCUCCUGUAACUUUACUGAAGAAGAAUUGACUCACCUUGUAACUAGCGGAACCCUGUUGGAAAAAUGGGACAGAAUCGAGUUUCCCUCGUUUGAGUUUGGAGGUGCCAAGGGCUCCACGGUGUGUAGUGUUGCAUUCAGAAAGGGAAGAGAGUAG
Meyerozyma guilliermondii ATCC 6260 is the source of this 582-nucleotide messenger RNA. RefSeq lists its product as uncharacterized. Lineage: Eukaryota; Fungi; Ascomycota; Pichiomycetes; Serinales; Debaryomycetaceae. Gene Ontology annotation, cellular component: cytoplasm. Gene Ontology annotation, molecular function: protein-lysine N-methyltransferase activity. The transcript has a single exon. Gene Ontology annotation, biological process: peptidyl-lysine dimethylation; peptidyl-lysine monomethylation. The record is from RefSeq and is a predicted model, not a curated record. The coding region runs from base 1 to 582 and encodes 193 amino acids.